Cheilinus undulatus (humphead wrasse) is the source of this 4092-nucleotide messenger RNA. RefSeq names its product ribonucleoprotein, PTB-binding 1 (gene raver1). Gene Ontology annotation, molecular function: RNA binding. The record is from RefSeq and is a predicted model, not a curated record. NCBI's taxonomy places the organism in Eukaryota, Metazoa, Chordata, Actinopteri, Labriformes, Labridae. The coding region runs from base 71 to 2272 and encodes 733 amino acids. The transcript has 14 exons.
GUGUGUAUUGUUUAAACUGCUCAAAUCCUACUCUGUUUUCAGACCGAGAAAACUUCCACCGAACUGAGAGAUGGCGGCCGUCGUGUCUGUUAGCACUGCUGCCAGGGAUGGAAAUACAGACACGGGGCUCAGUUUCGCCUCUCGUCCGCUUCACGAAAAUUACGACCCCGCGGCUGAACACGAAAACUGGAUGCCCGGAGCCCACCGGAAUCCCGAACUCGAAGCCGGAGAAGAGGACUCAAACUCGGAACGCGAGUGUCAGCGAAGGGUCGAAGAGGACUUGACAUCAUUGAGUCCCGAAGAGAUAGAGAGCCGCUUGGAGAGAACUCGCCGGGAGUUUUACAACCGUAGAAAAAUUAUCAUUAAAAAUCUACCAUCCGACGUUAGUAAUCAGGAGGUUCAUGAACUGCUGGGCAACUAUGACUUGAAGUACUGCUUUGUUGACAAAUACAAGGGCACAGCGUUUGUGACACUGCUCAAUGGGGAACAGGCGCAGUGUGCCAUCAAAGAGUUCCACCAGCAUGUGCUGCGGGACAGAGAAAUCUCUGUGCAGCUGCAGCCAACAGAUGCCCUGCUGUGUAUUGCCAACUUGCCUUGUGCUUUCACCCAGCAACAGUUUGAGGAGUUGGUGCGACCCUUUGGUAAUCUGGAGCGCUGCUUUCUGGUGUACAGCGCUUCCACAGGCCACUCUAAAGGCUACGGCUUUGUGGAGUACAUGAAGAAGGACUCUGCAGCCAGGGCCAAAUCUGAGCUUUUAGGAAAGCAGCUGGGCUCCCGCAUGCUGUAUGUCCACUGGACUGAGGUCGGUUCCCUCACUUACCCACUGCUGCACUCAAAAUGCCUGUGUGUGGACCGCCUGCCCCCAAGCCUCCUGACAGCCCAGGACCUCCGCAACGCCCUGGCUGACACCCAUUCACCAGUCUUCUGCCAGCUGGCUCAAGGACAAGAUGGAAGUUUUCGGCGUUUUGCUGUGUUGGAGUUUGCAACAGCUGAGAUGGCGGAGGAGGCACAGCGAUUGACCGAUGGCCGGCUUCUUGGUGGGAUGCACAUCAGGGUGUCCUUCUGUGCCCCUGGCCCUCCUGGAAGAAGCAUGUUGGCAGCUCUGAUUGCUGCUCAAACCAUGGCUGUGAACAGGGGUAAAGGUCUCCUCCCUGACCCCACAGCCAUGCAGAUACUUACAGGCCUCAAUAACCCUGCCACCCUCAAGAUGCUGCUUAACCCACUGUCACAGGGACAUAAACAAGGCCUCCUUGGUGCUGCCCCUACUAUGCCCCUGCUGGCCAAUCCCGCCCUCUCUGCUGCGCUGCUCCAGCUGCUCCUUCAGAACCAGGCCAAGGCCCAGCAGCAGGCAGGACUCAUCGGGGAGAAUCCUCUGGCUGCUCUGCCCGUCCAGCAGGGAGUCCAUCUGCUCGGAGACCUGCCCCAAGGUGGUGUAGUCUCAGGUCUUGGUAUUCAGGCAGAUCCUCUAAACCCCCUAAAGCCAAUGCCACUUGGCAGAGCUCUGACAAGGGAGCAGGAGUCCCCAACAGCAGCUUGCACCUUCCCACAGACUUCCUCUCCCACCCUGCAGGGCAUCUCCAUGCCUUUGAUGGGUGGCAUGAUGGGGGCAGAUGGCCUCACAGCACAAGGGGUCUCGAUUCUUGGAGAUCCUCCUAAAGAUGUGAGCCAUCCUCAGAGUGCCUUUCUAAAUGUCAAUAAUGGUUUUCCCUCAGGAGGAAAUAGCAGACCUCACCCCUACAGGAAAAGGCCAACUCUUAGUAAUGUGUCCAACCAGCACACACACCAGAGCAUUCAGCCAAAUUACAACCUGCGCUAUCAGGACUCCUACAGCCCAGAAUAUCCUCCUCUUCAUCAGGAUCCUCUGGCCCACUUGUAUGAACAGCAGGAGAACAUUGAUACUGGAGUCUUGGCAGGAUUCGGCCAACAGCUUUCUCGUCACCCUGAAUUCAGUGAUCGGUUUUCCCUCUAUGGUUACCCUCCCAGCCCACCCAUGUCUUACUUCAGCUCAGGACCUGAACCCUGUAGCAGCAGUAGCCUUCCUGCCACCCAGCUUAAUAGGGCUGUGGGAAUGCCUCCUGUGAGCCACAGUGCCAACUUCCCCCCAGGUCUGGGGAAUGCUGUGAAGACUCCCAUCGGUAGCCACAAGCGUGUGUUCUCCCGACUGAUCCCAUCUCCAGAACCAAGUCCCGAGGGCAGCUAUGUGGGCCAGCACUCCCAGGGCCUUGGCGGCCACUAUGCAGAUUCCUACCUGAAGCGAAAGCGUAUAUUCUAAUGACUGCUUCUUAAUGUAUGAGUAGCCAUUCAACAGCCAGGACACAAUGGCAUCUCCUCUGGCCUCCUCUUGAGCUAAACAACUUGGUGGUCCUUGGAUUUGUCUCCUGUGUACUUCUGUGAGUGACCCCUGGAGGGCGCUGGGGAGUGCAGCCUGUUGCUUUCUGGACAGUGUUCACUCUAUGGGAAUUUUUUGGUGGUUGUUUUUUUCUGUGUGUGUGUAUAUAUAUAUAUAUAUAUAUAUAUAUAUAUGAUUUUUAGUGUGUUGGUAAACUAAGUUUUUACUCUUUUCCUUUUUUAUUUGACUUUUAAUUUCUUGUUGAAAAAGUUGUACAGUGAGAAAAAAAUGGUUAAUUAGCAAAUGAAGUCUUAUCUCAAGCAUUUUUUUAAACUCCAGUGUUGUGUGUGUGUGGAGUAUCAGCAGAGCUACAGAUAGUUUGGCCAGUUUUCAGUUGCAGCCUGAGGCUGCUUUUUGUUAAACGACUCACUUAAGUGAUGCUGUCUGCAAUUUCAGGCAAAGGGACUUGCAUAGUGUAAAAAACAAGCUUUACUUUGAAGGCUGUACUUUUUUUUUAAAGAGCCUUCCCUUAUUUUCUGUAAAAAGUUCAGUAGUUUAUGUUAUGUGAUGGUGUUUUUGUCUUGUGGUGUUUUUUGCCCCCCUCCCCCUCCAUCAACAGGGUUUUACAUUUUACUGUAUGACUCUUUCUGGAUUCAGACCUCUUCUCAUUGAUUAACGUGCGGCUUUCCAUCCACCAAUGACAGCUGUAUGUAUCUGCCUUUAUGUCACGAUAUGAAGCAUUUUCAAAAUUCUGGCAUUUUUAUCUCAAGACUUAGUUGUUCCAUGUCAUUGGUCUUUUUGAGCCACACCCUCCAACAUAUUUUAGUCUGUUCUCUACACUGGUUGUCGAGUGAUGCACUUGGAGGGCACCGAUCACAAUCCUCAUCCGUUCACACUGCUAUAAGGAGCUGUUUCCCAGUCUUGUCUCACUCAUAUGUCCAUGUGUUGAAUAUUUUCUGUGUUUAUUUGGGUUCAGUUUUCAGAAUUUAUUGAAUGUCUUCUUACAGUCCAAACACCACACCUGGAUUGUUGAGUUGGUUGGAUGGGGUGCUGGACAUAUGCUGUGUGCCAUCUCUCAAGCUGCCAGCAGGUGGUGAAUACAGGAACAUUAACCAUCUCUUCUCAGCCAGAGAGGCUUGUGUCUGGGUUGAAAUAGCUUCUUUAGGUGAGUAGAUGGCAACAGGAAAGAUGAGACACAGCCUGUGUUCAAAGGUUUUAGUAUUGAUGGGAGUUAUGGUAUAAAUGGUGGCAGGUGAUCAGUCAGUGGCAUGACUGUCCUCUUUCCUCUACUCUGUUUUUUUCUGUUUUUUAAAAAUAAUUAUCUGGUUGACAGUUUGAUUGUGAAAACCCAUUACCUCUGACCUCUGCUCAGAAAUGCAGCUACACUUGAGCCUUAACUGUGUUUGGCUUCCAUCUACAUUUACCAUUUCUCUGUUAUUUGCUGUGUAAAUAGUUGAGCUUGAUCCUUUUCUCGAGUCUACUUUUUUUUGUUUUCUUAAUCAUACCUGCCUCUGGUCUGGUGUUUUGAAUGAAUUUGCUGCUUCUUUUGUUUUUGUUAUUUUGCCUGUUAGUUUGAAAGCUGAUGUGACAGCGUGGUGCCACAGCAGACUGCUCAUGUUGUGUAUGGACCAAGAGAUGCAGCUGUAUAGAACGACAGUCAUCCAUUUCAAUUGAUUUGAUUCAAACUGCUAUCUUCUAUUCUGUACCGCCAUGGUUGACUGUAUGUGUGUGUGAUGUGAGCGAGUAAAUGUUAUUUAAACUCA